AACACUUCGAAGAAAACAUGUUUUUAACGGCACAUAUAAAACGUCGUGGUGUCCAUCUUGGUCUUUGUGUAUGCGCUCGCCUGGUUAAGCAAAUCCCAAGUCGUCAAGCAACCAGAAAGAAACAACAACCAUGUCCAGUGCAUCAGAGAGGCAAAAGAGGGUCUUGCCCCUUUUCCAGUAUGUAUCCAUCUCUACCAAGGAUAAGUUUGGAUUGAGGGUCCAAAGGGACCCCCGCCUGGCAGGCUUGGGUGUGCUCGGAAGAGGUGUCCUCUUUUCCUGUUUCCACGCUGACCAUUUGAAGGAGGCAACUCAUCUCUAUGAAGUCUUGAUCAAUGCUGCAACUUUUGAAGAGUUUCUUGACCUGUGCCAUCAAUGCAGGGACUACGUGAAUGAAGGAUUGUAUGCAUACGCCGUAUCUGUUGCUAUUUUGCAUAGGAAAGAUUGUAGAGGUGUCAACUUGCCUCCUGUCCAAGAAAUCUUCCCCGAUAAGUUCGUCCCAGUCGAAACACUCUUUAAGGCUUACAAAGAAGUACAACUUCACCCCGAAGAUGAGGACAUCGUCAUCAACAUCGAAAAAACUGGUAAUGUCAUGGAUCCUGAAUACAACUUGGCAUACUACAGAGAGGAUAUCGGUAUCAAUGCUCAUCAUUGGCACUGGCAUUUGGUUUAUCCUGCUACAUGGAGACCUGAAGUCAUCGGCAGGAUCAAGGACCGGAAAGGAGAACUGUUCUUCUAUAUGCAUCAACAGAUGUGCGCCAGGUACGAUUGCGAACGACUUUCCAAUCACAUGCCACAGAUGAUUCCUUUCCACAACUUCCACGAUGGUUUGGAAGGUUAUUCCGCUCAUUUGACCUCAAACAUCAAUGGUUUGCCAUACUCAUCCAGAAAUAGUGGUCGCCAACUGGCUGAUUUACCCGAUUGCUCAGUUCAAGAUUUGGAAAGAUGGCGUGAAAGAAUCUUGGACGCCAUCGAUGUCGGCGUCGUCGUUGAUCCAAACGGUGGCGAGACUCCAUUGGACAAUGUCCAUGGCAUUAAUAUUCUUGGUAACAUCAUUGAAUCCAACUACGAUUCCGUCAAUGUUCCCUAUUAUGGCAGUCUUCACAACUGGGGACACGUUCUGUUCGCAGCUGCUCACGAUCCAGAUGGAAGAUUCAAGUUGAACCCUGGUGUUAUGGAUGACACAGCCACUGCUCUCCGAGAUCCAAUCUUUUACAGAUGGCACAGGUUCAUUGAUGACCUCUUCCAAGAAUACAAGAGGUCCCUACCUCCAUACUCAGUAGAGGAUUUGAGCUUUAGAGGUGUGACUGCAAAAUCAAUCUCCGUAAAAUCCAGUUCACCAAACACCAUCAAAACUUUCUUCAAGGAUGACUAUUUGGAUGUCUCACACGCCUUCUAUUUCCCAAGAUCUGGAGCUGUUAAAGUUCACUACAAGCAUUUGGAUCAUGAACAAUUCACCUAUAAAUUGGUGGUUGAAAACAGUGGAACCAAGACCAGACAUGCUAAAGUUCGAAUCUAUAUGGGACCUAAAUUCGAUCACUUGGGCAACGAAAAAACCAUUCGAAACAUUCGAAGAGUGAUGAUUGAAUUGGACUCUUUCCAUGUUGAAUUGAGGCCAGGUGAGAACACCAUUGAAAGAAGGUCAAUUGAUUCCAGUGUAACACUGCGCAAGCAGAAGACACUGAAAGAAUUGCUAAAAGGUGAAGGCGCUGGACAAAGAGCCGACGAAUACUGCAGCUGUGGAUGGCCUGAUCAUCUUCUCAUACCUAAAGGAGACACCACCGGACUCCCAUUCCACCUGUUUGCAAUUCUCACAGAUUAUUUCGAAGACACAGUUAAUGACCACGGCCGAACCAAUGAAUGCAUCGAUGCUGUGAGCUAUUGCGGAGCUAAGGACCAACUCUUCCCAGACAAACGAGCCAUGGGAUUCCCCUUCGACAGAGAAAUCAAGGCCUUCAACUACGACGAGUGGAAGCAACCAAAUAUGGUGCACACCGAGGUCACCAUCAAACACGAAGAAAACUAAAUCCCGAAAACAGAUUUUUGUGUCUUUGUGUGUGUCUUGCAACAACGAAGAGCUAUUUGUCAGAAAAGUAUUAUACGGAAGUUGAAAUUGGAAUACACUUUUUUUCUUUUAAUUUGGACUGGAGAGAGAGAAAAAUUCCAAUAAUUUACCCUGAAAACCAUUUAAAACUCUCUGUUGAAGAAUUUUCAAAAGAGUUAGCUCAUGCGAUAUAGUUUUUUUAUUUUUAUUUUUUUAUGAUUUUUCAAAAUAUUACUGAUUUUUGUCUUGUUAAACAAGAUCGGAUAUAAUAAAAUAGUAACAGAAAUUUUGAAAUAUAGCACUUGUAUUUCUCCUUAAAAGUAUAUUUUUUUAUUCAAAAAAAUUAUGUAUUUUUUAAAAAAUUAAUUUUGUUUGUAAAAUCAAUUUAACCUUUUUUUUGGUAUUUGAUAACUUUGAUUUUGGUUUACAAGCCUAUUCUAUGAUUUCAUUUUUAAAAAUUCAGAGAUAAGUUGCGUCAGGCUGAUAUAAUGCGCAGAUAAUGUUUUAGGAUUCUCUUAUUAUUCUGACGCUACCUAUCACUGCAUUUUUAUCACCAGGUCAGAAAAUAGGUUUGUAUGUUUUAUGGUGAAAAGCUUAGCACAAUUUAAGUUAACGAAUUAUCGAAAUCUUAAAUUGUUUAGUCACAUAACUAUUUAUAUUACAUUAUUUAGCAUAAAAGAGUAGUAUUAUAAUACAGUUUUAAAAUAAUCAGGUUUAGUUUUGAACUUUUAUCAUAGUCUCAAACUUUUAAUUCAAUUUAUUGAUUAAAAUAUGAACGUAAAAGAAAGUAAAAAAUUAUGUCAUUAUUGAUUUAUUAAAAUCAUUUAUUAUGUUCAAAGAAUAUGCUUAUGACAAUGUCUGAAUGAAAUAAAGCGGUUUGUAUCUAACUUAAUUUAAAUAGUUAUUGCAGGAGAAGACAGUAUUGUAAUUUAUAUGAUUAUUUCAAAACAAGCUGCAAAUUGCGAAAUCAUUCAUUCAUUGUACUGGAUUUAUGGAAUAUGUAAUCAGUGGAUAUCAAUAAAAUAGUACUUUUCUGGUGA
Messenger RNA from Parasteatoda tepidariorum (common house spider), 3081 nucleotides. RefSeq names its product hemocyanin B chain. Lineage: Eukaryota; Metazoa; Arthropoda; Arachnida; Araneae; Theridiidae. The record is from RefSeq and is a predicted model, not a curated record. Gene Ontology annotation, molecular function: oxidoreductase activity.